This is a messenger RNA of Haliotis rufescens (red abalone), 1402 nucleotides long. RefSeq lists its product as uncharacterized. The record is from RefSeq and is a predicted model, not a curated record. The transcript has 5 exons. Lineage: Eukaryota; Metazoa; Mollusca; Gastropoda; Lepetellida; Haliotidae. The coding region runs from base 21 to 860 and encodes 279 amino acids.
ACCGGGUCGGUCGGGAGAAGAUGUGGGUGCGUGUCCUCGUCUGUGCAGCUGUCAGUGUUACAAUACAGCAUACAGUACUCGGUGAAAGUAUAGCAGAUGGGAAAGUUGCAACGCAAAGUAGUACGCAUGCUGCCGGAAGUCGGGCUCUCAGUGAAGCCUACAGGUCCUCUGGGUCAUUAACACAGCUUGAAAAACAGACCUGGUGGGAGGUGGACCUGCGUGGCUACUUCAAUAUCAACAACAUCACCCUCACAGCAGCCACUAACGGAUGGGCUACUUUCAUGGCAGCUGUUUCUGUGGAGGUGAUGGACAAAGAUAUCAGCCUCUGCUAUGACGUCCAGGUGGAGUGGUGUGGGAAUGUGUCCAGCACUGUUGCCAGUGGGGAGGAAUUCACCUUCACCUGCAAUGCCACAUUCCCCGUUCGUUUUGUGCGUGUUUCAAGGAAUGCCACAAUCAACCAGUACCUCGCUAUCGGACAUAUUGAUGUUCAAGGGGAAGGAACUAAAAAGCCAUAUCGUUCCAACUUCAAAUCCACAAAGAACAAGAAGGUGUCCCGGCCGUUUCUGACCACAUCAGCCAUGACUGCCGGCGACUGUGGCAUCAUUUGUCACAGACAUCAUGCCUGCAUCGACUUCAGCUACAGCAAAACGGCACCUACAGAUGCUAACUGUCUGCUAACUGACAAACCGCUGUCUUCAUAUUUUGUCAACGACAAUUCUUGGACAACCAACACCCUGGAAUGCCUGUCAAAAAUGUGGAUUAUGAUUCUGGCCCCGCCCGCAUCAUUGACAGACACGCUGCGUCGGGCUUUUUUAUUCAGCCUGGACAUCACUCUGCUGAACUUGUAUGAAUCACUGUGAAAAAAGCAUUCUAAUAUCAGAGACAACUAUGGUUUUCCUACAGAACAUUGUUAAUGCUUGAGCUUUUCAAUAAGAAAGUAAAGUAACAAUACUGAACUUCGUCGUGUCAUUAUAGGCCAAACCAAAAGACCAGUAUCACCAUUCGCAGUCAGAUAAUAUGUCUACCACCAUACUUAAGCAAACUAUGUCCUUCAACUAUUCAUUCCUGAAGAAGCACUAUUCACUACUUUGUUUCAAUCUAGCCUCGCGAAUUUUAGUUUUAGGCACACUGAUGAUAAGUGGAAUAUAAAAGAGUGUAUAUCUGUCAGAUUGUAAGAUUCAUAUUUGUUCCUAGCAUUUAAUAUUAUUCACGGACCGAAAGCUCAUGAUGAACUGAUUCUGUUCUGAAAUGAUUGCGUUGUCAAUUGUUUAGAAAUGGCUAUAUCCAUAGUAACUGUUGUUAACGACCCGCAUUUUCUUGUUACACGCUAAUGUAUAUUUAAAAUCUAUUUUUCAACUGUUACUUUGAUAAAAUAUAUAACGUUCUAUUUGACAAAUUCUAU